Messenger RNA from Dermacentor andersoni, 3540 nucleotides. NCBI's taxonomy places the organism in Eukaryota, Metazoa, Arthropoda, Arachnida, Ixodida, Ixodidae. The record is from RefSeq and is a predicted model, not a curated record.
CAAUGCCCGAAAAACCUUUUUUGUUGGAAGUUCAGCCUUGAGAAGAAGUGAACAGCUAUGAGCCUUGUUCAGCUAUCUACUUCAAUUUUGAUAAUAAUUGAUGCCCUCAAGGUCACCCAUGCAUUUAAUAACAAUUCUGCAGAAGAAAUCGGUUGUGCGAAUUGCACAUGCCCCGAUAAAAGUGAUACGCAUUGCUUUAUUCCUGAAUGUUCUUCUUUUUGUAAGAAUGGCACUCUCUAUAACAAGCUGACGAAUGAAUGCAUCCGGAACACUUCAAUCGUAUGUCGAAUAAAACCAAGAAACAGGAGGCCACGACACGCUGUUGACCUUCCGUGCAUAAGAUGCCAAUGUGGAGAGCGUGACACCUCCUGCAAGUUCGGUCCCCUAUGCGACUGCAACAAUGGUCUUUUCUAUCCUAAGAACAACAAGGAAAACUGUGCUUCGAACCUCACACAAUGCGGAAUUUUUCUUGACGCGUCACCUAUCUCUAAAGAGUGCCUAACUUGCAAAUGUGACCAAGGCCAUAGUUUCUGCAAAUAUCAGAACACUACUUGCAACUGUAUGCGAGGUACUGUCUACAGAUAUGAAAAGUACAAAGAAUGCGCACUUCAGCCAGAAGAAUGCAUCAAGGUGCUUGAUCAAAGCAUCCCAAGGCCGCAAGAAGAAGAGCACUGCGCGCCAUGCCAGUGCGACGACAAGCAACCGGUGUGCUUUGUUGUCGACACCAUGUGCCACUGCGUUAAUGGCAGCCUUCGGUUCUGGGAGACGGGAAAAUGCGCCAUGAAUAGAGACGACUGCGGCACGCUGCUCAUUCCUCCGCUUAUCCCAAGGCCGCACGAAAAAGAGCACUGCGCGCCAUGCCAGUGCAACGACAAGCAAGCGGUGUGCCCUGUUGUCAACACCAUGUGCCACUGCGUCAAUGGGAGCCUUCGGUUCUGGGAGACGGGAAAAUGCGCCACGAACAGAGAUGACUGCGGCACACUGCUCAUUCCUCCGCUCAUCCCAAGGCCGCAAGAAAAAGAGCACUGCGCGCCAUGCCAGUGUGACGACAAGCAAGCGGUGUGCGUUGUUGUGGACACCAUGUGCAACUGCGUCAAUGGGCGCCUUCGGUUGUGGGAGACGGGAAAAUGCGCCACGAGCAAAGACGACUGCGGCAAACUGCUCAUUCCUCCACUCAUCCCAAGGCCGCAAGAAAUAGAGCACUGCGCGCCAUGCCAGUGUGACGACAAGCAAGCGGUGUGCGUUGUUGUCGACACCAUGUGCAACUGCGUCAAUGGGCGCCUUCGGUUGUGGGAGACGGGAAAAUGCGCCACGAGCAAAGACGACUGCGGCAAACUGCUCAUUCCUCCACUCAUCCCAAGGCCGCAAGAAAUAGAGCACUGCGCGCCAUGCCAGUGUGACGACAAGCAAGCGGUGUGCGUUGUUGUGGACACCAUGUGCAACUGCGUCAAUGGGCGCCUUCGGUUGUGGGAGACGGGAAAAUGCGCCACGAGCAAAGACGACUGCGGCAAACUGCUCAUUCCUCCACUCAUCCCAAGGCCGCAAGAAAAAGAGCACUGCGCGCCAUGCCAGUGUGACGACAAGCAAGCGGUGUGCGUUGUUGUGGACACCAUGUGCAACUGCUUCAAUGGGCGCCUUCGGUUGUGGGAGACGGGAAAAUGCGCGACGAGCAAAGACGACUGCGGCAAACUGCUCAUUCCUCCACUCAUCCCAAGGCCGCAAGAAAAAGAGCACUGCGCGCCAUGCCAGUGUGACGACAAGCAAGCGGUCUGCGUUGUUGUGGACACCAUGUGCAACUGCGUCAAUGGGCGCCUUCGGUUGUGGGAGACGGGAAAAUGCGCCACGAGCAAAGACGACUGCGGCAAACUGCUCAUUCCUCCACUCAUCCCAAGGCCGCAAGAAAAAGAGCACUGCGCGCCAUGCCAGUGUGACGACAAGCAAGCGGUGUGCGUUGUUGUGGACACCAUGUGCAACUGCGUCAAUGGGCGCCUUCGGUUGUGGGAGACGGGAAAAUGCGCCACGAGCAAAGACGACUGCGGCAAACUGCUCAUUCCUCCACUCAUCCCAAGGCCGCAAGAAAAAGAGCACUGCGCGCCAUGCCAGUGUGACGACAAGCAAGCGGUCUGCGUUGUUGUGGACACCAUGUGCAACUGCGUCAAUGGGCGCCUUCGGUUGUGGGAGACGGGAAAAUGCGCCACGAGCAAAGACGACUGCGGCAAACUGCUCAUUCCUCCACUCAUCCCAAGGCCGCAAGAAAAAGAGCACUGCGCGCCAUGCCAGUGUGACGACAAGCAAGCGGUCUGCGUUGUUGUGGACACCAUGUGCAACUGCGUCAAUGGGCGCCUUCGGUUGUGGGAGACGGGAAAAUGCGCGACGAGCAAAGACGACUGCGGCAAACUGCUCAUUCCUCCACUCAUCCCAAGGCCGCAAGAAAAAGAGCACUGCGCGCCAUGCCAGUGUGACGACAAGCAAGCGGUGUGCGUUGUUGUGGACACCAUGUGCAACUGCGUCAAUGGGCGCCUUCGGUUGUGGGAGACGGGAAAAUGCGCGACGAGCAAAGACGACUGCGGCAAACUGCUCAUUCCUCCACUCAUCCCAAGGCCGCAAGAAAAAGAGCACUGCGCGCCAUGCCAGUGUGACGACAAGCAAGUGGUGUGCGUUGUUGUGGACACCAUGUGCAACUGCGUCAAUGGGCGCCUUCGGUUGUGGGAGACGGGAAAAUGCGCCACGAGCAAAGACGACUGCGGCAAACUGCUCAUUCCUCCACUCAUCCCAAGGCCGCAAGGAGAACACUGCGCGCCAUGCCAGUGUGACGACAAGCAAGCGGAGUGCGCUGUUGUCGACACCAUGUGCCACUGCGUUAAUGGGAGCCUUCGAUUCUGGGAGACGGGAAAAUGCGCCGCGAGCAAAGACGACUGCGGCACUCUGCUCAUUCCUCCACUUAUCCCGAGGCCGGAAGAAGAUCACUGUGUGCCAUGCCAGUGCUACGACAACCAACCAGUGUGCGCUAUGGCAGGAAGCAUAUGCGACUGUGUUAAUGAACGCCUACACUUGAGGCACACUGGACAAUGCGCCAUCAGUAAAGACGAAUGCGGUUCACUAUACCCUCCUCGGCGCUUUCGGAAUCCUGAAGGCAUGUGUGCUGCUUGCAAGUGCCCGGAAAACCUUGCCAAGUGCCCUGUCGAUGGUGGCUUGUGCGACUGCAUCAACGGGUUCUUUCUGCUCAGGAACUCAUCGCAAUGUGUCACCAAAAAAGAGGACUGCAGUACUAAAGUUUUGAAAGUCAUAGAACAGGAACACGGGUGUGCAAUGUGUAAUUGCCCCGAAGACAUUCAGACGUGCUCAGUCGAAGGCACCAACUGUGAUUGCGUUAACAGAGUGUACCGCUACAAGAAAACUGGGAAAUGUGUGCGUAACAGUGCUCAUUGCAGUCCAUUUAUUCGUUCUCCAUGAGAUCAUGCUUUCGUAGCAUUAUUUUUGUUGUUCUUUUAUCGGCCUGUAGAGAUUAAAAGAAUGCCAAUAAAAAUGGAGAAAGAGAAA